UCUAUGGUAAGACGCGCUUUGUGUCUCUGUGCGUAUAGCGCGGACUUUCUAUCAGAACUCCCAGGCUGCCUCUAUGGUAGGGCGGCGCGGUGCAGGCCGGGACGCUGGCGGAAGGGGCGGCUCACGUGACCCCCAGCUCAGCACGGCGGCGCGCCUGGUUCUGUGCGGUGUGUUCGCGGCCUAGAGGCCUCCAAGCCCGGCGGCGGCGGCGAGCGGGACAGGCCUUUCCCAUCCCCGGCUAACGUGUGCGGGAGAGGCUGAGGCGGUGCCCCGGAGGCGGCUCCUGCCCCUCAGGGAAGGAGGAUUGCUGCUGCAAGAAUGUCUUUUCCACCUCACUUGAAUCGCCCUCCUAUGGGAAUCCCAACACUUCCACCUGGGAUUCCACCUCCACAAUUUCCUGGUUUUCCUCCACCUGUACCUCCUGGGACCCCCAUGAUUCCUGUACCAAUGGGCAUUAUGGCUCCUGCUCCAACAGUCUUAGUUCCUACCACAGUGUCCAUGGUUGGAAAGCACUUGGGAGCCAGAAAAGAGCACCCGGGUCUAAAGAAUAAAGAAAAUGAUGAAAACAGCGGUCCCACUACCACUGUCUUUGUGGGCAACAUUUCUGAGAAGGCAUCAGAUAUGCUUAUAAGACAGCUCCUAGCUAAGUGUGGCUUGGUUUUGAGUUGGAAGAGAGUGCAAGGAGCAUCUGGAAAACUUCAAGCGUUCGGGUUUUGUGAGUACAAAGAACCAGAAUCCACUCUACGAGCACUGAGACUACUCCAUGACCUCCAGAUUGGAGAGAAGAAGCUGCUAGUUAAAGUUGAUGCCAAGACAAAAGCUCAGCUAGAUGAAUGGAAAGCAAAAAAAAGGGCUUCCAAUGGGAACUCCAGACCAGAGUCUACAAAUGAUGAUGACGAAGCACUGGAUGAGGAAACAAAGAGAAGAGAUCAGUUAAUUAAAGGGGCCAUUGAAGUAUUAAUACGAGAAUAUUCCAGCGAGCUCAAUGCCCCUUCCCAGGAAUCUGACUCUCACCCCAGGAAGAAGAAAAAGGAAAAGAAGGAGGACAUUUUCCGCAGAUUUCCAGUGGCCCCACUGAUACCUUAUCCACUCAUCACCAAGGAGGAUAUAAAUGCUAUAGAAAUGGAGGAAGACAAAAGAGACCUGAUAUCAAGAGAGAUCAGUAAAUUCAGAGACACACACAAGAAACUGGAGGAGGAAAAAGGCAAAAAAGAGAAAGAGAGACAGGAAAUUGAAAAAGAACGGAGAGAAAGAGAGAGGGAACGGGAGCGUGAACGAGAGAGGAGGGAGCGCGAAAGAGAGAGGGAACGGGAGCGUGAACGAGAGAAGGAGAAAGAACGGGAGCGUGAACGAGAGCGGGAUAGGGAUCGUGACCGGACUAAAGACCGAGACAGAGACCGGGAUCGAGACCGUGACAGAGACCGUGAAAGGAGCUCAGACCGCAACAAGGAUCGAAGCAGAUCAAGAGAGAAAAGCAGAGACCGAGAACGUGAACGGGAGCGGGAAAGGGAGAGAGAACGGGAGCGGGAAAGGGAGAGAGAACGGGAGCGGGAAAGGGAGAGAGAACGAGAGCGGGAGCGAGAAAAGGACAAGAAAAGGGACCGAGAAGAGGAUGAAGAGGACGCCUAUGAACGGCGAAAGCUGGAAAGGAAACUACGUGAGAAGGAAGCUGCUUAUCAAGAGCGUCUUAAAAACUGGGAGAUCAGAGAACGGAAGAAAACUAGAGAAUAUGAAAAAGAAUCUGAGAGGGAAGAAGAAAGACGAAGGGAAAUGGCAAAAGAAGCCAAACGGCUAAAAGAAUUUUUAGAAGAUUAUGAUGAUGACCGAGAUGAUCCAAAAUAUUACAGGGGUAGUGCUCUUCAAAAGAGAUUGCGAGAUAGGGAGAAAGAGAUGGAAGGAGAUGAACGAGAUAGGAAGAGGGAGAAAGAAGAGUUGGAAGAAAUCAGGCAGCGCCUUCUGGCAGAAGGACAUCCGGAUCCAGAUGCAGAACUCCAGAGGAUGGAACAAGAGGCUGAAAGGCGCCGACAGCCACAAAUCAAACAGGAGCCAGAAUCUGAGGAAGAGGAGGAGGAAAAACCAGAAAAAGAGGAAAAAAAGGAAGAACCAGAGGAAGAGGAGGAGGAACCGGAACAGAAGCCUUGCCUUAAACCAACCCUACGACCCAUCAGCUCUGCCCCAUCUGUUUCAUCUGCUAGUGGCAAUGCCACCCCUAACACCCCGGGUGAUGAAUCUCCCUGUGGCAUCAUUAUCCCUCAUGAAAACUCGCCUGAUCAGCAACAGCCAGAGGAGCAUAGGCCUAAAAUAGGACUUAGCCUCAAAUUGGGUGCCUGCAAUAGUCCGAGCCAGCCCAAUGCUGUGAAGAGGAAGAAGCUCCCUGUAGACAGUGUGUUCAAUAAAUUUGAGGAUGAAGACAGUGAUGAUGUGCCCCGGAAAAGGAAAUUGGUCCCCUUGGAUUAUGGUGAAGAAGAUAAAGGCUCCUCCAAGGGCAAUGUCAAUACAGAAGAAAAGCGCAAACAUAUUAAGAGUCUUAUUGAGAAAAUUCCCACGGCCAAACCAGAGCUCUUUGCUUAUCCUCUUGAUUGGUCUAUUGUGGAUUCAACAUUAAUGGAACGUCGCAUUAGACCAUGGAUCAACAAGAAAAUAAUAGAAUAUAUUGGUGAAGAAGAAGCCACACUAGUUGAUUUUGUUUGUUCAAAGGUUAUGGCUCAUAGUUCACCGCAGAGCAUAUUGGACGAUGUUGCCAUGGUACUAGAUGAAGAAGCGGAAGUGUUUAUAGUCAAAAUGUGGAGGCUAUUGAUAUACGAAACAGAAGCCAAGAAAAUCGGUCUAGUGAAGUAAAGCACUCUCCUUGCUUUUAGGGUUCCAUUUGUUUUUUUUGUUUUCCUUUUCCAUCAUUCAAGAACUUUGAAUUUUCUCUGUCCUCAGAGACACUUGUGAGACCUGUAUUUUUUUUAUGUAGAAAAUGUGAAAAAUUUGUCCUCUGCUCUAUUGAGGCCACUCUGCCCCCCUCGGUUAUGGUUAUAUGAAUCCUGCAUUGGUUCUCUUUAUAAUUCACCAGGUACAAUUUACUGGUAUGUUUUAUAAGAUGUAGCUACUGUACAAGUCUCUGGUGAUCUUGUUUGGCAAAUCUGUUCCUUGUAAAUAUUAAAAAGACUCCCUUGUUUUGCAAAACAUUUGCACUUAAUGUGGAACUAUAUCAUACAGACCAAGAGAAUUGAUUUUACUGAAAGUGUAUCAUCCUCUCUCUCUCUUCCCCCCCCCCCUCUAAUUUAAAGAACGAUCAUAAUAGGAUUGAAAUUAGAAUUGUAAAAAUAGAAUAAGUGGAUGAAGCGACUUUCUUGGCUUUCACAGUAUGUGUGUGAGCGUGCCUGUGACUGUUGAUUUGUCCCCCUCAUCUGACUUAGGGAGAGGAGUGGCCUUAAGCUUUUCAUUGUAUGUGAACCUGCAGGAAAAAUGGUGGUGGUUUACCAAUUUAGAAUUCCUUGUGAAACUGGCCAGAAUCCCUCCUGCAGAUGCUCAACCUUCCUGUAAAGGGAUUGUAAAUUGCAGGAUGCUUCUUAUUCUUUGUUAUGUUGACGACAGGACUUCAGUGAGCACUAUUUAAUGCUUUUUACCUCAGAUGUCUUGUGCACAAUUACUUCAUUUUAGCCCUUCUCUGAUAGCCCUUCCUACCUCCAAAAAUCUGAUUUUUAAGAAAUUACUUUUAAAACACCUUUUUUUAGAAUUUAGAAGAAAAAUUAAUAUGCCAGUUUAGGACAUUUUGGGAAAGAAAAGGUUGAAGGAUAUAAUUAACCAUAGCAGUUUAUAAAAACUAAAUCAUACUUUUUCAAACAAUGUAGAAGUCUGUUUUUAUGUCUACUAUCAAACCAGCCCUGGUUUUGUUUUCCUUCAUUUUUUGUACUGUAAGCAGUCUGUAUCGUCAUGGAAAGAGGGUGAUAUUUUCCUGCCUUGUCUGUAUGGGAUUUUUAUAAACAAGCUGAUGCGGUAUAAAUGAUGAGAUGUACUGUACACUGCAUUUUUUAAUCUCAUAACCAGGUAAAAAAGCACUGAUGUGCGAUGAGCCGUCUCGAUUGCAGGAUGAACGUUUUCCAGGGAGCAAAACAAUCUCAAACAUUUUUAAUUUUUAAACACAAUUCUUAAUAUCAAACAAAUUAAGUACAGCUGUUCAAGUAUCUGUGUAACUGUAUUUAACUGAAGGAUACAGGUUGACCUGUUUAGAAAGCAUAACUGUGACCUUGAGUUAUUAGAUUCUUGCAUCUUAAGAGGACAUUUGAAAACACUGUUCUUAACAAAUGGGAUCGUGUAAAGGUUCUGCCAUGUAAAUAUUUCAAAUAUUAAAAAUGUAUAUAUUUGA
This is a messenger RNA of Dermochelys coriacea (leatherback sea turtle), 4354 nucleotides long. It is a transcript of the gene RBM25, whose product is annotated as RNA binding motif protein 25. The transcript has 19 exons. Gene Ontology annotation, molecular function: mRNA binding. The record is from RefSeq and is a predicted model, not a curated record. Bases 319 to 2838 code for a protein of 839 amino acids. Gene Ontology annotation, cellular component: spliceosomal complex. NCBI's taxonomy places the organism in Eukaryota, Metazoa, Chordata, Testudines, Dermochelyidae. Gene Ontology annotation, biological process: mRNA processing; regulation of alternative mRNA splicing, via spliceosome.